Strongylocentrotus purpuratus (purple sea urchin) is the source of this 1791-nucleotide messenger RNA. Its product is annotated as leucine-rich repeat-containing protein 15-like. Gene Ontology annotation, biological process: signal transduction. Gene Ontology annotation, molecular function: protein binding. The record is from RefSeq and is a predicted model, not a curated record. The transcript is spliced from 2 exons. NCBI's taxonomy places the organism in Eukaryota, Metazoa, Echinodermata, Echinoidea, Camarodonta, Strongylocentrotidae. Bases 1 to 1791 code for a protein of 596 amino acids.
AUGAAUCGAAAUCUGAUUUCUGAUCUUGAUGUUGGAACAUUCUCGCCGCUUACCCAGCUGCAAAAAUUGGUCAUUACAAAUAACAAGCUCACACACCUACCACGCAACAUGUUUGCAUCCAACCAGUUCUUGUCAAUUCUUGUGCUUUCCGGCAACAAUCUAUCCUCAGUCCCAACUGAGACACUGACUACGCUCCAUCGGCUAGAAAAGAUUUCUCUUGCUAGCAAUUCCAUCCAGAUAGCAGAUUUCAAAGCGUUCACGUAUAUGAAUAACAUAUCGUGCAUUGAUAUAAGUGGGAAUCAGAUUUCUUCUAUUUGGGCAUUAAACUUCAAACCCCUUCGAAAUGCUUCUCUAUACAAACUGAACUUGUCGAGAAAUAAGCUGCAAAUUUUACCACAAAGGCUGUUCUCUUACAUUAAAGAAGUGGAGUAUCUUGAAAUGAAGUCCAACAGAUUACAGACAUUAUACUUGAGCUCUUUUCUAAAGACCAGAUCUCUGAAACGACUACAAAUGAGCCAUACUGAAUUAAAAGCUCCUGACCUAUUCGACAAUCAAACUCAAUCAUCGUUCUUUGACGGCCUUGUGUCUCUGGAACGACUGAAUCUCUCAGGUAACCUAUUGAGCAAUAUGUCACCCGGAGUUUUCAGGUCUCUUACUAAGCUCAAAGUACUGGAUCUGUCUCAAGCGUCUAUUGUAAUCCUAAAACCUGAGCUUUUCAAGGGCUUGGUCUCUUUGACGUCUUUGUAUCUUAAUGAGAAUAACAUCCUUAAUACUUCUGCACAAGUUUUCUCUGGGCUGGAUAAUCUUGGAUCACUUUACUUUGAGAACAGCAAAUUAGAAUUUAUAGACCCGGACACCUUCUUGAAGACUCCAAAUCUCCGUAGCCUCUUUCUAUCAGGUAAUCGAUUGACUAAAGUGCAGAACGAUACAUUCUUCCCUACCAGUAUCAAUCACACAUUAACAAUUGAUGUUUCAGCUAACCCUUUCUCCUGCACCUGUGAAUUAAGCUGGUUCAUAACUUGGCUCCAUGAAAGUAACAUCAACUUGAAACAUCCAAAUCAAACGAUAUGCUCCAGAACAUCCAUCAAAGAAGUUGUGAACUUGCGUAUCCUAAUGUUUGAUCCAGCUGACUUCUGUUUUGUCAACAGUGUCGACAGUGUCAAUAUCUUACUUAUAGUUGCGUUAUCUUUCUUUGGCGUCAUGGUUGGAUUUGUCAGCAUACUUGCAUAUAGCAAACGCUGGUGGCUCAAUCACAAACUCUUCCUUCUCAAACUAGCCAUAAUUGGUUACCAAGAAAUGGCAGAAGAGUUCGACGAAGAUAACUAUGAGUUUCAUCUAAACCUCAUGUUCCAUGAAGCGGAAGAGGAAUGGGUCGACCAGGUUCUAAAACCUGGCCUGGAGGAGAGGUUGCCACAUCUGCAGAACAUCAUCUAUGGUGACAAAGACCUACACCUUGGGAUGUACUAUGUCAACGCCAUCUUCGAUGCCAUCGACAACAGCUUCAAGACUGUCUUGUUGAUAAGCAACCAGUCUAUAGAUGACCCCUGGUGCAUGACCAAGCUCCGUAUGUCCCUGGAGCAUCUCAACGAUACAGGACUGGACAAGGUCAUCUUGAUCUUCCUGGAGGACAUCGAUGAUGAUCACCUACCGUACCUUGUAAGGUUGUUCAUGAGUAGGAACAAACCUUACAUGUUGUGGACAGAGAAUGAAGAUGGACAGGAAUUAUUUUGGGCUCAGUUUGAGAAAAGCAUGAGAGCAAAUAGGGCUAUAAACAAUAUCAUUCCAGUUUAG